UCUGCUAAGCUCAUCAGAAACGGUGUUUUUUGCACCGAAAGAAUAAGGUGACCAUGGAAAAAAAAAUCUGAAAGGGAAAAUAAAUGUAAAUGAGGCAGGGCAUAUAAUGCCUGUUUGCACAUGAAAUUCCCUUCCUGAUUAGAUUAAAAAGGCAAUUUUUUACAGAGCCUGCAACUAAGGAGGGGAGGGAGUAAGCGACAAGAAGGAGCAUGAGCAUUUUAGCAGGGGCAGCAGUGUAAGGUCUGGCACCUCCUGCAGGAGCCAGGCACAGCCUGCUCGCUUUCGCAGCCGCCGCACAUGACAGGCGCCUGAAGUCAACUCAAAGUCACCCGAGGAGACACAGAGGAGCGCUGCGGCUGCUCGGCCGCGUCCUCCCCGCACCUGCUGCUCCCGCAGACAGCGGCACGGCCCCGGGGCCGGCGGGCGAGCAUCCCCCGCCGCAAGCACCGAUUCCUCCCUGCUCCCGGGAUCCUGCCAGCGAGGAUGCGCCGCUGCCGCAUCUGACGCGCCUCUCCCGGGAGAGCUCCUGCUACUUGGAAGGCAAUAAAACAAGCGAGAAGCCCACGAGAGCAUCACACGAGGAGCUGGCUGUAUAAAAGGACUUUUGAGAGCARUCUGGUGGGGACGAAGAGCCUUUCGGGCGAAGAGACUGUUGUUUUUGCUUCUCAGUUGCAGAAAGAAAGCGUGCCAGCGAGGAGUGUUGUAUCCUGGAGGAUUCUUCCGUGGCCUUUUUGGUAUUGUUCUUCUCUUUCCCCUUGCACACCRCACGGUGCUGAGCUUUUGCUGUGGAAUUAGAGUCUCUGCCACUCAGCCUCCUGUUCCAGCUGGGAGGAAGAGGUCUUUCUCCCCCUCCAUCUGURCAGGCACUUCUGUUUGAAUGGAAGAUACAUCUUUUUUUCUGAAACUCUUUUGUUGUGACAUUGCAUAAUAGGCAGUUGUCUCACCGCAGGAAAUAAAAGAAACGAAAGGAAAUUGAUGGAARGAAAUUGUUCCCCAAAGCAAAACUGAAGCAGGGAAGAGAACAUCAGAGUAAUUUCAAGCCCUACCCAAGAUCUAGAAGACACAAAUCUCCUAUCUCCAGAGGAAAAUACACUGUUACAGAAACUCCUCAGCAGUCAGUAACGAUGAGCAGUUGUGUUUCGUCUGGAUGCUGCUGGUGAAGGAGAGCUUUGGAGGGACGUGGUGGCUCUGGCCUGUAUGAUGCCUGAAGACAGAAAUGCUGGAGUGCGCAGCCCAGGUGCCUUAGCAGCAGCUCCCUUCAUUCCUAAAACUACUUAUAGGAGAAUUAAGCGGUGUUUUAGUUUCCGCAAAGGUAUUUUUGGGCAGAAGCUGGAAGACACUGUCCGGUACGAGAAGCGCUAUGGGAACCGYCUGGCUCCCAUGCUGGUGGAGCAGUGCGUGGAUUUUAUCCGACAGCGGGGGCUGAAGGAAGAAGGCCUUUUCCGACUGCCUGGGCAGGCCAAUCUGGUCAAGGAGCUGCAGGAUGCAUUUGACUGUGGAGAGAAGCCUUCUUUUGACAGCAAUACAGAUGUGCACACKGUGGCUUCACUGCUUAAGCUGUACCUCAGGGAACUCCCAGAACCAGUCGUACCAUACGCAAAAUACGAAGAUUUUCUUUCCUGUGCCAAAAUGCUCAGCAAGGAGGAAGAAACGGGCCUGAAAGAACUGGUGAAGCAAGUGAAGAGCCUGCCAGCUGUCAAUUACAAUCUGCUGAAGUACAUCUGUAGAUUCCUUGAUGAAGUCCAGUCGUAUUCAGGCGUAAACAAAAUGAGUGUGCAAAACCUGGCUACGGUUUUUGGCCCCAACAUCCURCGCCCCAAAGUGGAAGAUCCUCUGACUAUCAUGGAGGGUACAGUAGUAGUCCAGCAGCUCAUGUCAGUGAUGAUCAGCAAACAUGAAGAGCUCUUUCCCAAGGAUGCAGACCCUCAGAUGGGACCUGAGGUGUGCAACAACAACAACGAAAUUCCAAAGAAAACCACUGCAGGGCAGCUGCAGAACAAAGAGAACAACAAUACCAAGGAGUCGGCAGUGAGGCGCUGCUCUUGGGACAYGCCCGAAUCUCCCCAAAGAGGAAGCAUGGACUGUGAAUCUCCRUCUGCUCUGCCAGGCAGCAAGACAAGCAGCCCCAGGAACAGCAUUCAAAAACCAGAUGUCACCAGGAGCCCGCCACUCAUGGUGAAAAAAAAUCCUGCGUUUAAUAAAGGUAGCGGCAUAGUCACCAACGGGUCCUUCAGCAGCUCYGUGGAGGGCCCGGAGAAGAGCCAGACCGUUCCAAACUGCUCCCUGCAGACCCGGAGAACGUCGUCCCUCAAGGGGCCAGUGACCAAGAUGGGGACACACAGCAUGCAGAACGGAGGGGUGCGGAUGGGCGUUUCCAGCACGGAUGGGCACAGCAACACCGUCGGCAGCCGGAGCCCGGGCUGGGUGCCCAAUGGCUUCGUCACUCUGAGGGACAACAAGCAGAAGGAGCCCUCGGUGGGUGAGUCAGGCCAGCACAACAGGCUUUCCACCUACGACAAUGUCCACCAGCAGUUCUCUAUGGUGAACUCUGAUGACAAACAGAGCGUGGACAGUGCUACCUGGUCAACAUCCUCGUGUGAAAUAUCCCUCCCGGAGCACUCCAACUCCUGUCGCUCAUCCACCACCACCUGCCCUGAGCAGGACUUUUAUGCGGGUAACUUUGAAGACUCUGUGCUGGAUGGGCCRCCACACGAAGACCUCUCUAACCCGGGUGACUAUGAGAACAAAAGUGACAGGAGGAGUGUGGGGGGCCACAGCAGCCGAGCCACCAGCAGCAGUGAUAACAGUGAAACGUUUGUGCCCAACAGUACCAACAAUCAUAGUGCUUUGCACAGCCUGGUGUCCAGCUUGAAGCAAGAGAUGGCCAAGCAAAAACUAGAAUAUGAGACAAGGAUAAAAAGCUUGGAGCAGAGAAAUCUCAGCCUGGAGACGGAAAUGAUGGCCCUGCAUGAAGAGCUGGAUCAAGAGCGGAAGAAGUUCACAAUGGUGGAAAUCAAAAUGCGCAACGCGGAGCGGGCGAAGGAGGAUGCGGAGAAGAGGAAUGAUAUGCUGCAGAAGGAAAUGGAGCAGUUUUUCUCUACUUUUGGAGAAUUGACAGUGGAGUCUCGCAGACCAGAAAGAGGCAACACCAUCUGGAUCCAGUGAGCUUUGGAARCAUAGACUGUGGGACUUGAGGAAGGGCUUGGGGGUAUUAUACUGUAUCAGGUGGCUGGUCACCUGUUUGAGGCUAGUACUCAACAAAAUGUUCUAAACCCUUGAAGGAAGAAAUCAUACAUACAUUAAGCACUCAUAUCUACAGUGUGUACUUACCAAGUUAUACUCUUUGAAUGCUUCAUGAGACUACUGUCAAAGUGUUACAACUGGAUAUGUGUAUAUAAAUUUAAGAACCACCUUAGAGCAAGAGAUGUAUCUGAAGAAAUAUUUUAAUGCAAGUCUUGUAUUUAAACUGGUAAAUUGAAAUGUUGUUGCAAUCAAGCUUUAUAUAAAGGCUUUUCUCCCUUGCACUUAACAUAAUAAGCUAUUUUUGGCAUUGUGUUACCAUCAGCUURUUUUGUAUAUCAAAUGUUUUUUUUCUGUUUUUGUUUUGUUACCCCUUYUGCUGGGGAGUGAAGAUAAACAGAUAUGUUACGGUAAAUGUGUGAAUGGUUCGCCCUGAUUUGCGUCGCUUCUAAACAGACAGCAGGACGAGAAACUGAAUUGUGCAAUGGGCAAAAAAAGCAGUAGUGAUUUUACAGAGCUGAUGGCCAGGGGAGAAAGUUCCAGGACACCCCAUUGUAAAACAAGAAGUGAGGACAUGGAGUCAGGCUAGACCGGGGACAGUGACAGAAGGGUAAACAGCUGCUUGUUUGGAAACAAACGUGGGUAACCGAGUAAAAAUUUGAGAGAGGGGGACAAGGGGACUUAAGGAGAAGUUAAUCACAUGACCAGAGCUUUUUGGUGUAUCCUGAAGCAGCCCUGUGACUGAUCACUGCAGUUCAGAGCAGGGAUMUAAACCAGUUAUUCAGACCCUAUUUGCAUCUGACUUACCUCUGCACUCUGGGUGAAAAUGAGCCCUUUUUGUAAUGCUGGGGAAGGGACGACACACAGAGAGGUUUAACUGGAC
Molecule: messenger RNA, 4123 nt
Organism: Malurus melanocephalus (red-backed fairy wren)
Lineage: Eukaryota; Metazoa; Chordata; Aves; Passeriformes; Maluridae
Gene: ARHGAP24
Product: Rho GTPase activating protein 24
Exons: 7
Coding region: 1198-3165 (655 amino acids)
Biological process (GO): signal transduction; negative regulation of ruffle assembly; negative regulation of Rac protein signal transduction
Cellular component (GO): focal adhesion
Molecular function (GO): GTPase activator activity
Source: RefSeq, a predicted model, not a curated record